Knipowitschia caucasica is the source of this 606-nucleotide messenger RNA. The record is from the annotation of a GenBank genome assembly. Lineage: Eukaryota; Metazoa; Chordata; Actinopteri; Gobiiformes; Gobiidae.
AUGGAUUGGUUUCAGGAUCUAGUGAAGGCUGAGGGCAGCAUCUCCUCAGCCUUCAACUCCUACCAGGUGCAGAAGAUCCCGGGCUCAGGCUCUUUCGGCACGGUCGGCCUCUGUUACAAAAACAACACUGACCAGAUGGUGGCGCUGAAGUUGGUGAAGAGCCCUGACCAUGAGUGGUUCUGCAGCUUCAUGUACAACGGCCACUUCUGCCACGAGUAUGAAGUGCUGGACAUUAGUCUGGGAGACUUUGUGAAAAAGUCCUCGACUCUGCCGCUCCACCACAUCUGGCCAAUCCUCACACAGAUGGCUGAUGCUUUGAAGUUUUUAAAGAGCUUCAUAAUAAUCCAUGGAGACCUGAAGCCGGACAACAUAAUGAUGGUGGAUCAUGUAAGGAAGCCCCUCCAGGUCAAAAUUAUAGACUUUGGACUGGCUCGUCCAGCGUAUCUCGCGAAGCAGGGUAUUUCUUUCGGGACACUUUGCUACAGCGCCCCGGAGAUGGCUCUAGGAGCUCCUAUGCACUAUGCUUUAGACAUGUGGUCGCUCGGAUGCAUAGAUGCUGAGAUGUUCCUUGGGCAAUUGCUCCUCAGCGCUGAGAAAUCCUGGUGA